AGCAUCUUAUAUAACAAAAAUAGCAAUGCAUUAUGCUUCGGUUACCAAUGAGAAUCCAAGUGUAUUAACUACAAAAUUUUUUGGAAUUUCUCUCACGAUGUUUCAACUUUCGCAAAUCAGUGGAAAUCUAUUUUCAUCACUCCUUUUAAAAACAGAAUCAGGCAACUUUACUUUUAAAAAUAAAUACAACGUCUUCUGUAGGCUUUUGAUACUUCAAGCCUUCUUAUCAUUAUGUUGUAUUUAUUUCUUGGUGUUUAACUUAUCCAAAUUUUAAUAAACGUUACUUUUUCAAUAUAGAAUUUUAUUUAUGUCUAUUUGACUUCGUUUCCAUUUCUGAGUUGAAAUUUGAGCAUUUUUUCCAGCGACCGUUCAAUCAAAAGAUCAAAGUUAUGUGUGCGGUUCUUCCUACUGCGCAACACCACACAGUGUUACCGCGAAUCAACAAACAGAGCACUCAGGAGUUGUCACCCUGCUUAUCAUUUUUUUGACGUUAGGUGCGAUGGGCGUGGUGUCGACGUUGCUGUUUUUAGAUGAUAUUGAAAUAGACAACAAGGAAACAAAUGUUAAAAAUGUGUUAAGUAAAACAUUUCAAAGUUUAUUAGACUGGAGAAUUUUAUUCUUGACGCCAAUCUCAGCACUUAUUGGUUUGGAGAGUGGGUUCGUUUUUGCAGAUUUUAAUGAGCCUAUUACGGUAUCCUGUUUUAUUCCAACAAGGAGAUUGCAUUCUCUCUGCUUGAACUCUCUUUUUCAGUCACUUGGAUAUAUGGUUGGAUAUGCGUAUGGUGAUUACUUGUGUAUCUAUUACAUACUUUUCAUUCUACUUUGUUUAUCACUCAUUUGUGUAAUGUUAUAUGGUCUAGUUGAAUGGAGUGAAUUUAAAAAGAAUGUAACUCAAUAACUAUAGAAAAAUUGAUUGUAAUUGAUCACUUCGUGAUGUGAUGCUAGGGACAGUUAAUGGCUGUGCAUAUU
This is a messenger RNA of Hydractinia symbiolongicarpus, 969 nucleotides long. RefSeq lists its product as uncharacterized. The transcript is spliced from 2 exons. The record is from RefSeq and is a predicted model, not a curated record. Bases 500 to 898 code for a protein of 132 amino acids. NCBI's taxonomy places the organism in Eukaryota, Metazoa, Cnidaria, Hydrozoa, Anthoathecata, Hydractiniidae.